This is a messenger RNA of Rubroshorea leprosula, 960 nucleotides long. NCBI's taxonomy places the organism in Eukaryota, Viridiplantae, Streptophyta, Magnoliopsida, Malvales, Dipterocarpaceae. The record is from the annotation of a GenBank genome assembly.
AAUAUUAUGACAAUUUUGGGUCAAAUUAAGCAGAUGUAUUGAGACAAUUACAAGCAAAAGAUUAAUCUCUUAUCCUUUCAAAAUUCAAACGAUACAAGGAAUAUCAGACACUCAUCUUUGCCAAACCGGUUUGUAUAUAUAUUGGUGAGGAUGCUUAACAUAGCCCAGGCAAUAACAGAACCAAAUUAAGGAGAAAUGGUGAAGGCUAUCAGGGUUCAUGAAUAUGGUGGACCUCAGGUCCUGAAGUGGGAAGAUGUUGAGGUAGGGGAGCCAAAAGAGGGAGAGAUACGAGUUAAGAACAAAGCCAUUGGGGUUAACUUCAAAGAUGUUUAUUUACGCACCGGCCUUUUUAAGGCUCUUACAUUGCCCUUUACGCCAGGUCUGGGGUGUACAUUUUUUCUGUUUCUAUUGGUUAAAACCGCGCAGAGACUUAUCUUCUACAGUUGCAGGCAUUGAAGCCGUUGGAGAGGUGAUAGCUGUGGGGCCUGGAGUAACUGACCCAAAAAUUGGAGAUCUUGUAGGUUAUGUUUUUGAACCUAUAGGCUCAUAUGCUGAAGAGCAGAUUCUCCCAGCAGAUAGAGUUGUUCCUGUUCCUACUUCUAUUGAUCCUAUCAUUGCAGCAUCCAUCAUGAUGAAGGGUAUGACGGCACAGUAUCUGGUUCGCCGCUUGUUCAAGGUAGAUCUCGUUGACACAUUAAUGUACCAACAACCUCUUCCAUAGCUUGUUGCUUUUCAAAAAAACAUCAUGCAUGCAUUUCUGUUUUAACAGGUUGAACCUGGACAUGUAGUCCUUGUUCAUGCUGCAGCAGGUGGAGUUGGAUCUCUAUUGUGCCAAUGGGCAAAUGCACUUGGCGCCACUGUUAUUGGAACUGUCUCAACUGAAGAGAAGGCUGCUCAAGCCAAGGAAGAUGGAUGCCACCAUGUCAUAAAAUACAAGGAAGAGGACUUUGUUGCCCGUGU